GUGUGCGCUUGCUUGCCGCCGCCGCCGGUGCUGCUGGGGAGCGUUUGAGCGAGAGCAGCUCUCGUUCGCUUUUCCUGUUCCUGCUCCGAUUUCAAGCCUCAGCAGCAAAGGCAGAGGAAAAUGGGGAUCCCGAACUUGAUUUGUUGCAAGGGCGUCUUUAAGAGAAAGUGCAGGAGUCCCUGCGCCGCCUUUUCCUCCUCUUCUUGCUUGUAGAAUCAGACAUCUUAGGAGAGAGGACAGAUUUCCGAGCUCCCGAAGCAAAAAAACCAUCCGGACUCUUUUUUGGAUUUACAAAACAGGCCAGGCGGAUGGAAAAGAAGGGCACUCCGAGGCCCCUUCUACAGCUUUUCUCUGGAUCGAUCUAAGGGAUAUAUGUAUACAUUAUCUGUCGAUCUGCGUCUGUUGGAUUAGCGUCCUCUCUUUGCUGACACACAUUUUGCAUCUCCGAAGACCCUUUUCCUCUGCACUUUGCUGAUCUUUCCGAAAUUAGAACGGGAGAGAAAUCUAAGCACACACACAAAGGGAUUAACAGUUAGAAAGAAGGCAGCAAACAGCAGCAGCGGUGGAGGGGAGAGGAGCUGGUUUUGCAAAAAGUCACAGCUUGAAACAGCCAGUAUGUGCAUAAUGAGGAGAAAUUCUAGGAUUCUCUAGUGCUCCGCGUCACAAGAUUCUGGGUAUUAACACGCACACGGCAAAACAAGACCCCUUCUGGCUUCUUCGGCAAUGUCUGGAUCUACUCAGCCUGUGGCACAGACCUGGAGAGGGACUGAACCCCGUUAUCCUCCCCAUGCCAUGUCGUAUCCCAUGGCAAUAAGUCAACCACAUGUGGAUGUGGGGCUCUUGGAAUAUCAGCAUCACCCCAGGGACUAUCCUUCCCAUCUGCCUCCCGGGUCUAUCUUGCAGCCGCAGCGAAGGAGGCCAUCGUUGUUAUCGGAAUUCCAGCCUGCAAAUGAAAGAUCGCAGGAGUUGCACACCCGAGGCGAGACACAUCCUUAUCUUCCUGACCUGAGCAAACCGUCGGAAAUGGAGUUCAUCGAGACGAAACGGCCCCGGUUGGAGCUGCUGCAGGAGCCGCUGCUGAGGCACUCGUCCUUGCUCAGCCAGGGUCCGCAGGGAGGGACAGAGGACCUGUCAAAGGAUCGAGGCAUAACUGGAAAGCUUGAGCCAGUUUCUCCGGUUAGCCCUGCCCAUCCUGACUCUGAACUGGAUCUGUUACCAUCCAGGCUGUCCAAAGAGGAGCUGAUCCAGAACAUGGACCGGGUUGAUCGUGAGAUCACCAUGGUGGAACAGCAGAUCGUCAAACUGAGAAAGAAACAGCAACAGCUGGAGGAGGAAGCAGCCAAACCGCUUGAACCCGAGAGGCCCAUCUCUCCUCCGCCGAUUGAGUCCAAGCACCGCAGCCUUGUCCAGAUCAUCUAUGAUGAGAAUCGGAAAAAGGCAGAAGCGGCCCACAGAAUACUAGAAGGACUGGGACCUCAGGUGGAGUUGCCGCUGUACAACCAGCCUUCAGACACGAGGCAGUACCAUGAGAACAUUAAAAUAAAUCAGGCGAUGCGAAAGAAGCUGAUCUUGUAUUUCAAGAGGAGAAAUCAUGCCCGUAAGCAGUGGGAACAGAAAUUCUGUCAGCGCUAUGACCAGCUGAUGGAAGCCUGGGAGAAGAAAGUGGAGCGCAUCGAAAACAACCCCCGACGCCGAGCCAAGGAGAGCAAAGUACGCGAAUAUUAUGAGAAGCAGUUCCCAGAGAUCCGGAAACACCGGGAGCUGCAGGAACGCAUGCAGAGGGUAGGACAGAGGGGCAGCGGCCUCUCCAUGUCUGCGGCACGCAGCGAACACGAGGUAUCAGAAAUUAUUGAUGGGCUCUCGGAACAAGAGAAUCUAGAAAAACAGAUGCGCCAACUCGCUGUCAUUCCACCCAUGCUCUAUGACGCCGAGCAGCAGCGCAUCAAGUUCAUCAACAUGAACGGACUCAUGGAUGACCCCAUGAAAAUCUACAAGGACCGACAGGUGAUGAACAUGUGGAGCGAGCAGGAGAAGGAGGCCUUCCGAGAAAAGUUCAUGCAGCAUCCCAAAAACUUCGGUCUCAUCGCUUCCUUCCUGGAGAGGAAAACGGUGGCAGACUGUGUCCUGUACUAUUACUUGACCAAGAAGAAUGAGAACUAUAAGAAUCUGGUGAGAAGGAAUUAUCGGAGGCGUGGAAAGAACCAGCAGCAGCAGCAGCAGCAGCAGCAGAUGCCCCGUAGCAGCCAAGACGAGAAAGAUGAAAAAGAAAAAGAGAAAGACAUGGAGAAAGAAGAAGAAAAGCCAGAAGCUGAAAACGAAAAAGACGAGCUGACAAAGGAGAAGAACGAAGACACAUCCGGCGAGGACAACGAUGAGAAGGAAGCCGUCACUUCCAAGGGGCGCAAGACGGCCAACAGCCAGGGCCGGCGCAAAGGCCGCAUCACCCGCUCCAUGGCCAGUGAAGCCAACAACGAGGAGGUGGCCGCGCCACAGCAGAACGCGGAGAUCGCUUCUUUAGAGAUGAAUGAAAGUUCUCGCUGGACAGAGGAGGAAAUGGAAACUGCUAAAAAAGGUCUUCUUGAACAUGGGCGCAACUGGUCAGCCAUUGCCAGGAUGGUGGGAUCCAAAAGCGUCUCACAGUGUAAAAAUUUCUACUUCAACUACAAGAAAAGACAGAACCUGGACGAGAUCCUGCAGCAGCACAAAUUGAAAAUGGAAAAAGAAAGGAACGCUAGGAGAAAGAAGAAAAAACCCCCCACCAUCCAAACCAAGGAAGCUGCCUUCCCCCCCGCAGCUGAAGACGAGGAGAUGGGGCCAGAUGGGUCAGGCACCAGUGGCAACGAGGAAGAGAUGGCCGAGGAGGCGGAAGUGGCCGUAAAUAACAGCUCUGACACAGAGAGUCUUCCUUCUCCCCGACCUGAAGCCAAAGAAAGCACGGAAAACGGGCACAAACCGAUUCCUGAAGUCAGGGAUGAUGCUGGGGAGGAACCAGUUGUCAAGAUGGAAGAAGCCACUGCUUCUCCGGAGGCGAAUCCCAUCGCCCCGACCACCGCGACUGCGGAGGAGGCAGCCGCUGACCUGGCUUGUGGCGAGGAGAAGCCAAAGGAAGAACAAGCAGAUGAUGCGGUGAAAACAGAGGAAGUGGGCGAAAAACUCCCAAGCCCUGACCCCACCGAGGGUGACAUCAAAAUGGAAGAAGGAGAGGACUGUGAGGGAAAGGACUCAGCCAGCGACAAGAAACCGGAGAAGAGCAGCAACAGUAGCACAGAGACUGAGGCUGAGGGUGCACCCAAGGAAGAGAAGAAGGAGACCCACAAAACUGGGAAAACUGGAAGCACUAAUACCGACAGCGACUCCAGUGCCACUUGUAGUGCCGACGAGAUGGACGAACAGGAUGCUGGGGACAAAAAUAAGCUGCUCUCUCCCCGGCCGAGCCUGCUCAACGCAGCCAGCGACGCCCGGCUCAGCUCGUCGCCUCAGAAGCCGAUGGACCUGAAGCAGCUGAAGCAGCGAGCGGCCGCCAUCCCACCCAUUAUUUCGGAAGGCUUGCUCGAGGGAGCGUUGCAGAGCGGAAGUGUGAAGCCUUCGGUGCCUUAUCAUGCGCUGGCCCUGUACCAGCAGCAGAUCACCAUGGCACACGAGUCUGCCCGGGAAGACGCGGCCCAGAGCAAGGCGCUGCAGCCGCAGGCCGAGAAGGAGCCGCCCGCGAGCAACAGUCCCCGGGCUCAGAGCAGGAGCCCGGCUGCUGGGGACAAAGAAGCCGCCGGGGACAAAGAUUGGAGACAGAGUAAAAUCUCGGAAGAGGGAAGAAGCUGCCUUUUGUCCCCCCCGCCCCCAUUCUCCUGCUGGUCUUCUCAGGUGCAUGGUCUGCCCAGACGCUCCAUCGUGCCAGACAAGCUGGUGCAUUUCACCUCCCUCCCAGAGGCGCAGAAGCUGGGAGAGCCUGGCAUCACCCCCUGCUGGCCCCCCGUGCUCCCCUACCAAGGAUCCGCAAGGGACGUGAUCAGAACCACUCCGCAUGCGGAACCCCACGUGUUUCAGUACAACCCCGCAGGUCAUCCGGUCUCCUUAAAUGUGCAUGAAAGUUCUCGACCCAGCCUCCAGCGGCUGACAGCCAUCUCCAACCCUCCCCCUCUCAUCUCCACCAAGCAUCCCUCCGUUCUUGAAAGGCCGCUCAGCUCCAUUUCACAGGGGGUGCCGCUGCAGCUCCACACUCCGUUCAGCUCCGAGCAUGCAAAAGUCCCCAUCGCCAUGGGCCUGCCUUUGACCAUGGACCCCAAGAAGUUGGUGCCUUUCCCGGGAGUGAAGCAAGAGCAGCUCUCUCCGCGGAGCCAGGCUGGUCAGCCUGAAAGCUUGGCUGUGCAGACGUCCCAGGAGAGCUCCGUCCUCAGGGGUGCAUCCUUGGGUUCGUUAUCGGGAGGAAGCAUCACCAAAGGCAUCCCCAGCACGAGGCCAGCAUCGGACUCCCCCAUCACCUACCGUGGAUCCAUCACACACGGCACCCCAGCCGAAGUGCUCUACAAAGGAACCAUUACCAGGAUAAUGGGAGAAGACAGCCCCAGCCGAGCGGAGAAAGUGCGGGAAGACGCCUUGCCCAAGGGACAUGUCAUUUACGAGGGCAAGAAAGGACACGUCCUGACCUACGAUGGCGGUGCCGCUGCCGCGCAGUGCCCCAAGGAAAACAGCAGAGGCGCCGGGGGCCAGCACGAGACCCUCAGCUCCAAGCGGACGUAUGACAUGAUGGAGGGGAGGGUCCCGCGGAGCCUGUCCGGGCGUGAGCUCUCCUCCGCUGGCAUAGAAGGUCUGAUGGGCCGGGCCAUCCCGCCGGAGAGACACAGUCCCCUCGGCCUGAAAGAGUCACAUAUCCGGGGCUCCAUCACACAAGGAAUCCCCCGAUCCUAUGUGGAGGCCCCCGAGGACUACCUCAGAAGAGAAGCCAAGCAGCUCAAAAGGGAAAGCCCACCACCGAGGGACUUACCGGAGGCCUACAAGGUCAGGCCUCAUGACAGCCUCACUCCGUUGAAACUGAAAACGGUCCAUGACGGCCUGGUUGCCACCGUGAAGGAAGCGGGAAGAUCAGUCCACGAGAUCCCCAGGGAGGAGCUGAGGCAUACACCCGACGUGUCCCUGAUGAGCAGGACUGUGAAAGAGGGCUCCAUUACCCAGGGUACCCCGCUGAAAUACGACAGCAGCGCUUCAGCAAGUGCCAAAAAGCAUGAUGUCCGAUCCAUCAUCGGAAGCCCGGGCAGGACUUUCCAUCCCAUGCAUCCUCUGGAGGUCAUGCAGGACCCAAGGAAUCUGGACCGAGCUUACGAGGAAAGCAUGAAAAGCAGGCCCAGCCCGGUGGCCAGUGCUGGCGGCUCGAUCACCAGGGGAGCCCCCGUGAUCGUGCCUGAGCCAGGGAAGCCCCGCCACAGCCCGCUCGCCUACGAGGAGCACCAGAGCACCCACCAGAGUGCUUUUGGUGGCCACCUGCACCGGGGGUCCCCAGUGUCCACAAGGGAGCCCACCCCCAGGCAGCACGAAGGAAGCAUCACUGCCGGAAAGCCAGUCUCUCAGGACAGGAAGAUCACCCCAACGCCAAGAGAAACGGCCAGCGCCAAGUCGCCUCACGCGACCCUUGCAGACCAUCACCAUCCCAUCUCCCCCUACGAGCACCUGCUCCGCGGAGUGAGCGGGGUGGACCUGUACAGGGGACACAUCCCGCUGGCCUUCGAUCCCGCCGCCAUCCCCAGGGGAAUCCCCCUGGAAGCAGCAGCUGCGUAUUACCUGCCGAGGCACCUCGCGCCGAGCCCGACGUACCCCCACCUCUACCCGCCAUACCUCAUCCGUGGCUACCCGGACACCGCCGCCAUGGAGAACCGGCAGACCAUCAUCAACGACUACAUCACUUCCCAGCAGAUGCACCACAACGCCGCGACCGCCUCCGCGAUGGCCCAGAGGGCAGACCUGCUCCACGGCCUGUCUCCCCGAGAGCCCUCUCUGGCCCUCAACUACGCCGCAGCAGGAAUCAUUGACCUGUCCCAAGUGCCACACUUGCCCGUGCUGGUGCCCCCCGCCCCCGGCAGCUCCACCGCCUCCAUGGACCGCAUCACGUACAUCCACAGUGCCCCCCAGCCCUUCAGCAGCCGGCACAGCAGCUCUCCUCUCUCCCCAGGGGCCCCCACACACUUGACCAAGCAGAGCGGACCUUCCGUUUCGGAACGGGAACAAGAGCGAGACCGCGAGAAAGACCGCAAGAAGUCAGUCUUAGCAUCCACGACCACUGUGGAACACGCCCCUAUCUGGAGACCAGGCACGGAGCAGAGCAGCAGCCGUUCGUCAGCACACAACCACAAGCACUCGCCCGUCUCACCCCGCACCCAGGAGAAUGUCCAGCAGCGCCCGAGUGUGCUGCACAACACAAACAUGAAGAUGAUCUCCGCCGAGUGCCUUGCCCCCGCUGUUUUGCGAUCGUCGUCCUCAAGCACCGCCACAUCCCCCGUCCGCUCCUCAGGCUUCCCACUAACAUCGGCGUUGCGCAACUCUGUAAGUGGCAUGGACAGCUACGCAUCCGCGGUGGAAGCGGCCCACAUACAGAAGGAGACGUCCAGGGUCCAAGAUGCCCGAGCAGAACGGCCUCCGAGCGACGCCCACAUGUUCGCCUCAAAGCUGUCCUCUGGGGCAGGCCUAGAACAGUCACCUUCGCCCAUUAAAAGCACCGAGCCCAGGACUUUGCCCCCCUCCGGGCCAGGUCCGGCCCACCCGUUUAGCAGAGGACAGGGGAAAAGCCAGCCUCAGCAUCACGCCCCCCUGGACCAGUCGCUGCACCCCGCUUCGGCCAGCGAGCAGCAGCCCAGUAGAGAAAAGAGUAAAACCUGUUCAGUUCAGGAACAGGAGCUCCGAGCACUCGGUAAGACCACCAUGACAGCGGCCAGCUUCAUAGAUGUGAUUAUCAUGCGUCAAAUUUCUUGCGAUAAGGGGAAGCGAGAGAGAAGCUCGCUAAAUACCGACACCAAUAGCGAUGCUUUCCAUGGAAGCUACAGCCCCAGUGAUAUUGAAGCGUUAAGCCCCGUGAGCUCGCCCCGCGUGCACCAUGAGAAAGGGACGAAGCUGUCUCAGGAUAUUGACAAAGGCCGCGGAGGAGAGAAUGACCUGAGGGCAAAGCAGCCAGGUUCCCUCAAGCCUUCUGGGACGGAAGUUUCACACAUGCAGCCGCUUCAUCAGCUCCCUGAAGGUCGACAGUCGCCAAUCCAGCCUUUUCAGGGAUCUCAGAAUGCCAAAGGCCAUCAGCGAGUUGUCACCCUAGCUCAGCAUAUCAACGAGGUCAUCACACAAGACUACACACGCCACCAUCCCCAGCAGCUCAACUCCCAUAUCCAGCACCCCGUGUACUCCUAUCCAGGGACUCCGUGUCCGGUGCUGGACCUCCGGCGGACUCCCAGUGACACUUACAUGCAGCAGCAGCAGCAAAUGGAACACUUCCCCGCUUCCCGGAUCUCCCCAGAAAGUGAAGGAAGCAAAAGGUCUCCGGAGCAGAUCAAAGCACCUGCUUCAGACAACUGCAUUGAGCCCAUUUCCCCGCCAGAGGGGAUUGGCGAAGCCGACCCCGUGCGGAACACCACCUAUCCCAUCCUCUAUCGGGAAGGAGACCAGGUGGAUCAGAGGAUGGGUUCCAAAUCUCCAGGAAACAAUGUCCAGCCACCGGCCUUCUUCAGCAAGCUGACAGAAAGCAAUUCGGCCAUGGUGAAAUCUAAGAAGCAAGAGAUCAUCAAGAAACUCGGCACAAACAACCGGAAUGAGGCAGAAUACAAUGUUGGACAACCUGGAACAGAGAUUUUCAACAUGCCGGCCAUUACUGGAACAGGGUUAAUCAGUUGUAGGAGCCAGUCGGUCCAAGAAAAUUCCAGUACCAACAUGGGGCUGGAGGCAAUUAUUAGGAAGGCCCUAAUGGGUAAAUAUGACGAGCAGUGGGACGAGCGCUCUCCUCUCAGUGCCAAUGCUUUUAACCCUCUGAAUGCCAGUGCAAGCUUGCCCACUGCUAUGCCUGUAACCGCUGCUGACGGACGGAUUGACGAGAUGCGCUCCUCCUUGCCAGGAGGAGGGAAGCCAAAGAUUGCUGCCAGAGCAAACAGUCGCAAGGCCAAGUCUCCGGGACCAGGCCUGUCCUCCACAGACAGGCCGCCGUCGGUUUCGUCUGUGCACUCGGAGGGAGACUGUAACAGGAGGACGCCGCUCACCAGCCGGGUGUGGGAGGACAGGCCGUCCUCUGCAGGUUCGACGCCGUUCCCGUACAACCCGCUAACGAUGCGGCUGCCAAGUGGCAUUGUGACUGCUGCAGCGCCUGCCACCGCCCUCCCACAGGGCAACCCCAACAGCCAGCACCACGGGUGGGAGGAAGAGCCCAAGCCGCUGCUGGUCUCGCAGUACGAGACCCUCUCGGACAGCGAGUGAAAGGAGAGGAGGCAAGGCAACGGGGAAGAACCAGUCGCAACGAACCGAUGGCUCCGGUGGCUGUUGCGCUAGCCAGGGCUGGGAGACUGGCCGUCUGUGGCAGGCCGUGGCUGGCCUUGAGCAGGCUCGGGAGCAGCGCUGCUUCGGUCCGCCGAUCCUUUCUGUCACAUCUGGAGGGGGUAAUUGCAAGUCUGCUCAGUUUUAAAGCCUUAAAAACAACAAGCCAAUGGAACCCACCCCGACCGUCUCUCCCAUUUUGGUGCUGAAACCUUGUGGCAAGCUGUUGUGGCGAGACAUGUUGCCCGUUCCGUGCGGAGGGGCAGGGAUGGAGGGCUCCCUGAGGGACUCCAGCCAGUCACCAAAUCUCAGUUACUAAUACUCAGGGGAUUCCCAUCUGCUGCACCAACUCUGUCCUUCAGUCCAGAUGAGAGAGAGGAAGCCCCCUAGGAGAGGACGGUGUGUGUGGGUUGCGAAGCCAUGGUGUGUGCUUGUGUGUGUGUUCCCACCUCUGUAGCACAUCCUUCUUGUGCAUGCUGUCGUGGCCGGUUAAUCCAGUACUUGAAAUAGGAUUCAUUAAAUCACCUCUCCCUUACCUCCUGUUUCGUCGUCACGAGGGGCCGCACCUGUGGGUUGCAGGCUGUAGGGAAAUGGGGAAGAGUGCCCCUCUGCAGGAAGGAUCCGGUCUCUUCUGUUUCUCAUCAAUCAGGUGGUUCUCUUCUUUACAUGCACCAAUAAAAAUUUAAAGAGUUGCUUGCCCAGCUGAGCUUAAAGAGGAAAAAAAAGCAUCAAGCAGGAAUGCUUGAGGCGCAGGCUGUGGGGUCAGGGGACUCCCCUCUUCUCAGAAGAGACGUCCUUUCGAGAAAGGAAUGCUGGGUUUGAUUCAUAUUUGAAGCGAGUUCCUUGAUCUCUAGUCUGUUGGCUACAGAUUGGAGGGCAGGCGGGUAAGGGAGGCGGUUGUUUUGAGUACGUUGUUUCUUGAAACACUGCUAAGUAUAUGGUCUACAGGGUAUAUUUUUGAUACCUUUGGCAAAUUACGCCAGAUGUUUUUGCGCAAAGAAGGACUUUAAACCAGUAUUAUAUGCUGCUUUUCGGUCUCUGCUCCUGUACAAAGAGGAUUUCUGUGUUGCGUGCAAGCUUUUGAUGGAUUUGUCCAUUGUAUGGAAAUGUCAAGAGGUUAACUAUUCCAACAAAAUGGUUCUGUAAUUCAGUAGAAUGUAUUAACUUAGAGGUUUUUUAAAAAGUAUAUAUAAUAUAUAUAUAUAUAUAUAUAUAUAUAUAAGUAUAUAGUCAGAACUGCAGGGCCAAUAUUGCAACACUCCGGCAUGGAGGGGACAAUAGUUUCCAAGUGAAUUUGUCUCUUUUGGGAGGAGUGAGAGAAGCUGAAACGCUCAUAGGAAAUUUUAAACAUGUAUUUUUCUGACUGACCCACAAUGCUUUCUUUUCUAUAUUCAUAAGUGACUGUGGGUUUUUUUCCCUAAAUCAUUCUGUGAUACUGUCAGAUUUCAAAUGACAGGAGCAUGGACACAAUUCAGAGUGGGAGUGUUUUUGUGCUCCUUCCGCCCCUCCCCCCCCAUGUUUGUUUUCCCUUCUCUUCCUUUUUUGCACACCAGAAAAUUGAAGGGCGGCUAUAAAAUAGUGUUAAAUGUUUUUUGUUCUAUGCACUAGAAGGAAAAGAUCAGGGCAACAAUUCCUUUGCUAGAACAGACAACAGAUGUGUUUUCAUUGCUGAGUAGAGGCAGCGUUCAGGAAGGGGAAAUAUAGCAGUGUUGCUGAACUGUAGAACAUUAAAAUGAAUUUUAAAAUGAGUUUAAAAUAACUAAAAAACAUACAGCAAAAUUACCUUGCAGAGGAAACCAAUCACCUGAUAAUCCCUUCAGGCCCCUAAAUAAGGUGCCAGCAUAAAGAGCUGUCUUAACCUGGCACUGAAAUGAUAGCAAGCUUGGCGCCAAGUUAGACCUCAGCAGGGAGGUUGUUCCGAAGAUGGCGGCCACCGCAGAGAAAGCUCUUCCUUCGCCCUUUUGCUGCCCGCUGAGCCUUCACUGGGAGUGUCACUUGGAGAAUGGUCUCAGUGCUUGAGAUUUGUGUCCCAUUUGGGCACUCCAGCAGAUACUGUGAUCCCAAGCCAUACAAGGCUUUAUAGGUUAAAACCAGCACCUUGCAUUGGGCCCGGAAGCAUACAGGUAGUCAAUGCAGGCAGGUGAGAACCUCUGUCCUGUGUUUGGACUUUUGAGUCCCAGUUCUGCACAAGCUGCAGCUUCUGAACUAUCUUCAAGGGCAGCCCCACACAGGGUACAUUGUAGUAACCUGAAGUAGAUUGCCAGAGAUUGCUGAAACGAGGCUAUCUUUGUCCAGGUAGGGGCGAAGCUGGGCCACCAGCCAAAAUGGUGGAAGACGCUCCAAGGCUCCCCUGAGCCACAAGUGACAGAGAUGGGCUAAGCUGUGACCCUGCUCCUUCAGGCGGGAGUGCAGCCCCACCCUGGACAGGUUGAACACCCUCCACUGAAUCAAGGGAACCGCUCACCAGCAGCAUCUCGGUCUUGACUGGAUUGAGCUCCUGUCUGUCGGCCCUCUUCUAGCCUGUCACUGCAGCCAGGCGCCAGUUCAGCACUUCCACAGCCUCACCUGCUGGAAAUGAGGAGGAGAAUUAGAGCCGCGUGUCAUCGGCAUACAUCAGAACCUCAGACCCCCAAGGAACCCCACGCUGGAGAAUUCACAGGGCUGAGCAGUAGCCCCCAAGCACCACCUUCUGGAGGCAGCCCUCCAGAGUAGAAGCAGAGCCCUUACAAGGCCUACCCUCACCCCCUGGGGUCAGAGAGUCACCCCAGGGGAAUACAAUGAUAGCUAAAGCCUCCAAGAGUUCAGGAGUAGCAGCCUUACACCUCCCCUCUCUCUCUCCAAGCAUAGGUCAUCACAAAGGGCAACCAAAGCUGUUUCCACACCAAAAUCAGUCCUGAACUCUGAGUGAAAUGGAGCCACAUAAUCCGUCUCAUCCAAGAGUGCCUGGAGCUGACUGAUAACCCCACCCCCAAGAUCCUGCCUACCUGGCUAUGGUUACUAAGCUCUUCUGGGUGAAGUGAGGAUCUUUUCAGAUGCGGACUCUGAAACAGCAGUGGGACUGCUCCCUCUUGCAUUCAUCCCUCCCUGGUCCAACCAGUUGCUCCUUUCUUACUGGCUUUUGCAGGCCAGAAGGAACAAAGGUCCAGUGAGAGACGUGGUUGCACAAACCUGACCAAGCACCACGUCAGCCGUCUUGAGCUGCUGCAACAAAAAUUCACCCAAUAAAGGUGGGCCAGACGGCACUCUCCUCCACGGAUUCCAGUCCAUUAUUUCUGCAGUCUCGAGUCCCGGUGGAUGCGGAUUUUUUUUCCUGGAAGUGUGCAGCAAAUGCACUUGGUCCUAGGAUGUCCUUGGGACUGAGACACGGUAAGCCCUGGACAGCCCUGAAACGCUCAGCUGGGCAGAAAAAGGCAGGUGGAAUAAAAGAAGUGAGAGAGUGUUUUCUUUGCCUCCCUCCCUACCUCCAAACACAACUGGUUAUACCCGCAUACCAGGUUUUUCUCCAUGUGCAUUCAAGCCAUCGCCUACGUUUCACUGCUCUCUGCUCCUGGGUAUGCCAGGAAUGAUGAAUCCACCAGUCCGGGACACUUCUGUGUUCCACAGCACGACCAGGGCUUUGACCAGAGUGCCAGCUGUAUCAGCCAAAAACAGCUCCCACCGUUACUUUCGCAUGCACAAAGUUCUUGGCCACCACGUCUUAAACAUGGUUUUAUUCAUAGUGCUUCGGGGUGUUUUUAGCAGAAAAGUGCUUCAUUCAUUUUACACUAAAAUACAAUGGCUGCAUGUACCUAGAACAUUCUCGUGAGAAACGGCAGCAAUGUCUCUUUCUCACCUGUUCAACAAGAAAUGAGAUCUGACAUAUUGCCACCUUGAUUAGUUAAUGCUUCUAAUCAUUAAUGCCUCUAAUCAUGUGUCCCAAGCGCUGCAGUUUGUAGUUUUGCCACUCUUCCAGUGACAAAAGGCCUACCAACUACAGUGAGAGCAGCAAAAGUUUUUCCUAAUCCUUCACAGCCCAAUAUGCGGCCAAACCAACCUGACGAAGGCGAGGAUUCUAGCCAGUGUCAGCAAUACUAACACAGAUUCUACCAGAGAUUGUCUGCAAUAAUUGGCCAUCAGCGUUAAUUCCAGAAAAACAUCUCUUCUGCCUUCAGUUCGUUUAGGAUAAAUGUUUAGGUCACUCUUGCACAAUCAGCUUCAUUUGCAGACAAGUAAUAGUGGAAAAAUAGAACAUGUUCUCCUUGAAAACAAUCGCUAACAGUAUCUUUGGAAGUUAUUUGUUUUGUUACGUUACCAUUUGAAAUGGAUACUGACAAUAUCUAGGUCACCUGAAUAGGUUAUCUUUGCAAUUUCCUUCCUUGGAUGCUGCCAGUGCUUUUCAGAUCUAUUCAGACUGCUGAAUUGAUAGAGGUGGCCUCCUACACAGUGUUUCCACUUACGUUAAGGUAAUCUCCGUGGCGUAUGGCAUGCAAGGAAUGUGUUUAUUUUGCACCAGUUAUACUGGUCAGGGAGUCAAGGUGUGUGAUGACUUCCUGGUUUGUAUCCUCAAGGCAAAACAAAUACUGUUGUUGCAUUUCGUACUCCUGUCACUACGCCCUCUCCUUGUAAGAAAAAUACUAUGUAGGGCAGGACAAACUUCCUUUAUACUCUAAUCAACAGUGCCUGAUUUUCAGAACCAUGCGGAGCCCAUUUUAGGCCACUUCCUAUCCGUCAAAACUCUAACUGCCCACAGCAAAACCUUUUGACAGAUCAGCUGGGAUGUGCUUGCAGCCAACAAGGAUUGCCCCCACCCCCUUUCUUAUACCAUGGUCCAUUUGCAUCGCUUCUUUCCUUGACUGAAGAUGCUCACAGUUCUGGAACACAAAGCCACAGCAUCUCUUGCCUCUUUUCUUGUUCGUUCAAGUCAUAUGUACAUUCCACAAAGGAGUUCUAGGAAUAGCCCCUUCCUCCCUUCCAAAAGGUUAUUCUCACAUUACCAGUCGCUGUACUUUCUCUCUCUCUCUCUCUCUCCAUCUGUGUGUGUGUUUAUAUAUACUCUUGAAUUCUGUGUAUGCAUAAAAUUCCAUUUGUGUGUGCAUGUCUUAACACGUACACACACACACACACAUUUUUCCUGCCCCCGAAUCAAGGGCCUGGGCUAGAGCCAAGUGCAGACCUGCAUGCGCAAGCCAGAUUUCAACCAACCCAGACUCACUUCGGUUCUACCAAAUGCAGACGAGUGCCGUCCCCACUGACUGUUAGCUCCACGUAAGGCGAGCUCCGACCACUGUGCGUUAGCUUCAGAGGAAAGCCAUCCUUCAUACACAACUGUCCGCUGAUUUUGUGUUGGUUAUAGUGACAUAUAGAUCUCUAUUGUGCUACCUGCUAUGGAUUUUUUUAAUUGUGCAAUCAAGAAAAAAGGAAGUUAUGUUAAACUAUUAAAGUUUGAAGUGUUACCAACUUUGUAAUUUGUACAAACACACACACACACACAAAUUAAAGGACAAUUUUAUUGUUUGAACUGUACAAGGGGGUGGGCAGGGGAAGAAAUCUCUAUCUUUUGUACAACCAAAUUGUGCAUAGCUGUUUCAAAGCAAGUUGUAUGAUAGAAUGGCCUGUAUAUAGAAAAUACUGAGUUGUAAAUAUUUAUGCAGCUUGCUCUAAAGGGUUGGGCGUUUUUUCUUCUAUUGAAAACAAAGUUUUGUUCACUGUUGUUGUUUUUGUUUUGUUUUGUUUUGCUCUACAUGCCCACUACGCAAGCAUUGUGGGUUUGCAGUGUCAGAGCACUGCCUUACUGUUUAAAUAAUAAAAAAAGAGGGGGAAAGCUUAUUGCCAGCAAAA
Varanus komodoensis (Komodo dragon) is the source of this 14307-nucleotide messenger RNA. It is a transcript of the gene NCOR2, whose product is annotated as nuclear receptor corepressor 2. The transcript has 48 exons. The coding region runs from base 724 to 8433 and encodes 2569 amino acids. Gene Ontology annotation, molecular function: transcription corepressor activity. NCBI's taxonomy places the organism in Eukaryota, Metazoa, Chordata, Lepidosauria, Squamata, Varanidae. Gene Ontology annotation, biological process: negative regulation of transcription by RNA polymerase II. The record is from RefSeq and is a predicted model, not a curated record.